AGUAGUUUCUAUUAUGGAGUCGAACCGGGCUAUUUUGUGCGAUAAUCUAAUCAAGUGGUUGCAGACGCUUAAUCUUACUGCAAAACAUGGGAAUCCAGCAGAAUUAUCCGAUGGAGUGGCAAUCGCCGAGGCACUCACUCAGAUUGCUCCUGAAUAUUUCACACCAUUGUGGUACUCCAAAGUCAAGACGGAUGUCGGUAACAAUUGGCGACUAAAAGUCAGCAACCUCAAGAAAAUAUUAGAGGGAGUUGUUGAUUAUCAUCAAGAUAUACUAAAUUUAAGUCUUCAAGAGUUUUCGAGGCCCGAUGUAGUGAAUAUUGCUGAGAAUGCUGACCCUUCAGACUUGGGAAGGCUCCUGCAAUUGGUACUCAGUUGUGCUGUCAACUGUAUUAAGAAAGAGGAAUAUAUCACACGUAUCAUGGAGUUGGAAUUAUCAUGUCAGAGGUCUAUAAUGCAGGCUAUUCAAGAGUUGGAGACGUUGACUCUCGGUCCGAAUCGUGGAAGUCUGCACCCGGAGACGCCUGCCACGGAUCAGACCGAUGCGGAGAUGAGAGAAGUGCUCGCGCAGCGGUGCCAUGAACUUGACAGUCAGAUUGUUAAACACAGAGCUUGA
Molecule: messenger RNA, 613 nt
Organism: Hyposmocoma kahamanoa
Lineage: Eukaryota; Metazoa; Arthropoda; Insecta; Lepidoptera; Cosmopterigidae
Gene: hook
Product: protein hook
Exons: 6
Coding region: 14-613 (199 amino acids)
Biological process (GO): cytoplasmic microtubule organization; cytoskeleton-dependent intracellular transport
Cellular component (GO): centrosome; cytoplasm
Molecular function (GO): dynein light intermediate chain binding; microtubule binding
Source: RefSeq, a predicted model, not a curated record